Messenger RNA from Polypterus senegalus (gray bichir), 5040 nucleotides. It is a transcript of the gene gne, whose product is annotated as glucosamine (UDP-N-acetyl)-2-epimerase/N-acetylmannosamine kinase. Gene Ontology annotation, biological process: UDP-N-acetylglucosamine metabolic process. Gene Ontology annotation, molecular function: hydrolase activity, hydrolyzing O-glycosyl compounds; UDP-N-acetylglucosamine 2-epimerase activity; N-acylmannosamine kinase activity. Bases 349 to 2520 code for a protein of 723 amino acids. The transcript is spliced from 13 exons. Lineage: Eukaryota; Metazoa; Chordata; Cladistia; Polypteriformes; Polypteridae. The record is from RefSeq and is a predicted model, not a curated record.
GCAGCUUGGAGGCGGAGCGCCAAGCUAGAGAAGCCAUUCACACUUUGUUAAAGGAUCUGAGCAUUCUGAUAGCAGCCGAGAAGGAUCCGGCAUCCGCACAAUUGAAUGAGACGUUAGCCCAUUGAGAGCCUAAGAUGUAUCCUAGCUCCGAACCGUCUGUCAGAAACCCACAUACAAGAAUAAUAGAGAUCUCAGUUAUUCUUGAACCUUUGCACACCAUCCAGGCUGUCAUAUCUACUUAUUUGAAACUAUGAUGUAUUAACUCAACUCAUGUGGAGGUAUCAGAUUGCUGUAGUCAUGUGUUAACACGAACUCUAUUACAAGAAUAUUAGGAAGAUAAAAGAGAGCAUGGAGAAAAACAACAGAAAAAGAAAGCUACGUGUUUGUGUUGCCACUUGCAAUCGUGCUGAUUAUUCAAAACUGGCGCCCAUCAUGUUUGGCCUAAAGGCAGAUCCAGAUAACUUUGAGCUUGACGUGGUGGUUUUGGGCUCCCAUCUAAUUGAUGAUUACGGGAACACAUAUCGAAUGAUAGAACAGGACGACUUUGACAUUCACGCUAAACUUCACACAAUUGUGAGAGGUGAAGAUGAAGCAUCCAUGGUGGAGUCAGUUGGCUUGGCACUGGUUAAGCUGCCUGAUGUGCUCAACAGGCUCAAACCAGAUGUGAUGAUUGUGCAUGGCGAUCGUUUUGAUGCCUUGGCUCUUGCCACUUCUGCAGCUCUCAUGAACAUUCGAAUCUUGCAUGUGGAAGGUGGUGAGGUGAGCGGCACUAUUGAUGACUCCAUCCGGCAUGCCAUUACAAAGCUAGCACAUUACCAUGUGUGCUGUACUCGCACUGCUGAGCAACACCUCAUUGCUAUGUGUGAGGACCAUGACCGCAUCUUGUUGGCUGGUUGCCCUUCUUAUGAUAUGCUCCUUUCUGCUAUGAAUAAGGAUAAUUAUAUGAGCAUCUUGGAAACCUGGUUAGGAGAAGAUGUGAAGCCACAUGAGUACAUAGUUGCAGUACAGCACCCAGUUACCACAAACAUAAAGCAUUCCUUAAAAAUGUUUGAACUGACCUUGGAUGCCUUAAUUUCCUUCAAUAAGAAAACAUUGAUUCUUUUUCCUAAUAUUGAUGCAGGUAGUAAAGAGAUGGUCCGAGUAAUGAGGAAGAAAGGAAUUGAACAAAAUCCCAAAUUCAGGGCAGUAAAGCAUGUACCAUUUGAACAGUUUAUCCAGCUGGUGGCUCAUGCUGGGUGCAUGAUUGGUAACAGUAGCUGUGGCGUGAGAGAGGCUGGAGCCUUUGGAACACCAGUAAUCAACCUUGGGACCCGACAGACUGGAAGAGAAACAGGUGAAAAUGUACUUCAUGUGCGGGAUGCAGAUACACAAAAUAAAAUAUAUCAUGCAUUGGAGCUACAGUUUGGGAAAAAAUAUCCAUGCUCAAAGAUCUAUGGUGAUGGGAAUGCAGUUCCAAGAAUUCUAAAAUUUCUAAAGACGCUAGAUCUGAAUGAACCACUACAGAAAAAAUUCUGCUUUCCUCCUGUCAAAGAAUGCAUUUCUCAAGACAUUGACUUUAUUCUGGAGACACAAAGUGCCCUUGCUGUGGACCUAGGAGGGACCAAUCUUAGAGUGGCUAUUAUCAGCAUGAAAGGAGACAUAGUACAAAAAUAUACAGAAUCUAACCCAAAAACCUAUGAAGAGAGAAUUGAGCUAAUUUUGAAAAUGUGUGUGAAGGCUGCAUCCGAAGCAGUACGCUUCAACUGUAGGAUACUGGGCGUGGGUAUUUCAACUGGUGGCCGAGUAAAUCCUCAUGAAGGAGUGGUCCUCCACUCCACCAAGUUGAUUCAGGAGUGGAACUCUGUUGAUCUAAGAACACCCAUAUCUGAUGCGCUCCAUCUUCCUGUUUGGGUAGAUAAUGAUGGAAACUGUGCAGCUUUAGCAGAAAAAAAAUUUGGUCAUGGAAAAGGAGUUGAAAACUUUGUCACAGUCAUCACAGGGACAGGUAUUGGAGGUGGAAUUGUUCACAACAAUGAACUGAUUCAUGGCAGCGGUUUCUGUGCAGCAGAGUUGGGACACAUAAUGGUGUCAGUUGAUGGCCCAGAGUGCAUGUGUGGGAGCCAAGGCUGCAUUGAAGCUUAUUCAUCAGGAAUGGCACUGCAGAGAGAGGCCAAGAAGCUACAUGAUGAGGAUCAACUUCUGGUUGAAGGCAUGUCAGUAAAGAACGAUGAGCCUGUCACUGCUAUUCAUCUCAUUCAAGCUGCUCAAAUGGGUAACUCGAAAGCAGACAGCAUUUUAAGAACAGCUGGAGUGGCUCUUGGUGUAGGAAUCGUGAACAUUCUUCAUAUGGUGAACCCCUCUUUGGUGAUCCUCUCUGGAGUGCUAGCCUCUCAUUAUGAAGAAAGUGUCAAGCAUGUGAUCAGCCAGCGGGCCCUGAGCUCCGCACAAGAAGUCACUGUGGCUUCCUCCUUUUUGAAGGAGCCGGCUCUCCUGGGAGCUGCCAGCAUGGUGUUGGACUACGCAACGCGGAGGAUACACUGAAGGAGGCAACUGACCCUUGGCUGUCAAACCUGAAACUUUUUUUUGUUUUAAUUUGAGGUACUAAGGCAGGUACUUAGUAGUUUGUGUUUGUUAAGUCGGUGGGUGGGCUCUUAUGAAUGUCAACGUUGUUUUCUUAAGACGUUAUUUUUUAAAAAGAAAAUGGAGAACGCUGUAAUGUGCACUGCCCCUAAUGUUUGAGACAAAGGCACAUCUUAUUUUGUUGAUUUGUCCCUGGGCUCCACAGUUUUAAGUUUGUAAAUUGACAGUUCACCCGUGUUAAGAGAAUACAUUCUAAGAUUUUAUUAAAGGGUAUUUUUGAUACAUUUUGGUUUUACCAUGUAGAUAUGACGGCACUUUUUAUGUGUUGCCCACCCCCUCAUCCCCAUUUCAUGUCUGGAACACAGUAAUGGUGUUUAUAUAGCAGCACUCGUGUUUAAUAUUUCGUUGCUUGUGCCUUGCAUGCAAUGACUGCUUGAAAUGUGUGAUUCAUAAACACCCCCAGGGGCCGAGUAUCCUCUCCAGUGAUGCUCUGCCAGGCCUCUAUUUCAGCUUACUGUGGGGGGCUCGUCCCUUUACAUUUUCAUUUCAGAAUAAAUGGAAAGCAUGCUCAGUUGGAUUUAGACCGAGUGACUGCCUUGGUCAUUCAUGCAUUUUUCCAGGUUUUAACUUUGUUGCCUUAGCAGUAUGGUUGGGAUCGUUGUCCCGUUGUUGAAUGAACUUGGUGGCAUUUGCUUGGACUUGAGCAGAUGACUUCAUUCUGAUAUGCCAUCAGGAGCUCCAAAUAUAUGAAGGUAAGUGUGUACCUGAGGCUGCCAUAUAUACCCGAACACAACAUUCCCACCACCAUGUUUUAACAGAUGAGGUGGUCUUUGGAUCUUGGGCAGUUCCUUUUCACGUCCACACUUUCUUCUUUCCAUCACUCUAAUGACACACGUUCAUCUUGGCGUGAUCUGUCCACAAGAUCUUUUUUUAAGAAUUCAGUAGACUUUUUCAAGUAAUUCUUCGGCAGCUGUAAUUUGGUCAUCCUGUUUCUGUAGCUAACUAGGGGCUUUCAUCUUUCAGUGUACUGCUUGUGUUUCUGUUUAUGAAAUCUUCUGUGGAUGGUAAUCAUUGGCGUGUCCACCCCGGCCUCCUGAAAACUGUUUCUGAUCUGUCAGACAAACGUUUGGAGAUUUUUCUUCAUUAUGGGUGAGAAUUCUUCUGUCAUCAGCAGUGGAGGACUUCCUUGGCCCACCAGUGCAUUUGCAAUUACGAAGCUCACCACUUCACCCUUUCUUUAUAAUGAUGUUUCACACAGUUGACUUCGAUCAUCCUAAGGUUGGCUGAUGUAUCUCCGUGUUUUAUGCUUGUUUUUCGGCCUCAUAAUGGCUUCUUUGACCUUCAUUGACGCAAGUCUGUCCUUCAUGAUGAAAAAUGACAACAGACGACCCCAAAGGUGAUGAAAAACUAGAUGGUGGAAGCUCUCUCAUACUUGCACCGAUGACAGGUGUGUUCAAUCUCCCAGACAUUAUGGCAUCCUGAAAUGAGGUGGUCCUGUAUAGAAAGUGCUGAUAUUUCUACAUGAUGAAACCAAAAUGUAUAAAAGUAACCUGAGACUGUGAAAUUCAAUCAGUAAUGAAUUGUUUGAUUAUAAAAUUGAAACUGUGUAGCACAAGGAUAAAUAAAGGAGAAAUGUGUCUUUAUCCCAAACAUUAUGGCGGACACUGUAGAAGAAGAUAACAUUGACAGAGAGGAAGCCCUUCAGUCCAUCAGGUUUGUUUGUUUAGCUAAUAGCUGAGAUGAUCCCAAUAUCUCAUCCAGGUCCACCUUAAAGGUUGUCAGAGUUUCUUCUUCAACUACGUGGCUGGGUAGUUUCUUCCAGACUCUUGCAACUCUUUGUUUAAAGAAGUCCUUUCUGCCAUCCUAACAAGAAACCCCAUAGCCCUAUGCUCUUCUGUGACAACAAGCUAGAUGCUGAAUGUGUAGAGACACAUUUUGAGGUGAUGAGGGAGAUAACUCAGGUAGUUAGUCAGUAAACGUCACAGCGGGUCUCCACACAGAAACAGAAGAGCGGGUUCCCCGGGUUUCCUCUGUAAAACAGAAGGGGAUAUGUGGGCUUCGAUUUCAUGGGAUUCGAUCAGCUACACCAAUUGCUGUUGCAGGGAUGUCGGGUAGACUUCAUCACACAAAGAAGACCACUUGUGGCCAAAUUAGCCGGACUUCUUAGAAUCUUUUAUUAUGCAACAUUCGUUUUUAUGAAAUGCGUAGAAGAAAGUAUUAAAUAGGGUCACGGGUUCACUCCAUCACAAAUUGUUUUUUCUGUGUUGCUGAUGCAUUUGGUUAAGGCUGGUUAAUAAAAGAAGGAAUCGUGCUAAUGUUUUCCUUUUAUGGGACCUAAACACUUUUAAUUCUUUUUUUAUAUUGUAGAUGUUUUUUAAUUAAUUUUUUUUUUUUUUUGACCUUACCAUGUCUAUUUAUUGCUUGUAAUUGGAAAAAGUGUAAAUAAAUGAUGGAGUACAAGUCUGUCCAUUCAAAGUAAAA